This is a messenger RNA of Manacus vitellinus (golden-collared manakin), 1431 nucleotides long. RefSeq names its product cysteine rich tail 1 (gene CYSRT1). The transcript has a single exon. The record is from RefSeq and is a predicted model, not a curated record. NCBI's taxonomy places the organism in Eukaryota, Metazoa, Chordata, Aves, Passeriformes, Pipridae. Bases 150 to 548 code for a protein of 132 amino acids.
AGCAGGGUCUGCACCCCAACCAUUGAGGUCUGCUAGGGGUCCCUUCUGCAUGAUGUGAGAACAACCCCAGCAGUGACACCCCACACCCUGGGUUAACAGAGUCUCUGCCUCGCAGGAGGUGGGCAGUGCCAGACAGGCUGCGUGUGCUGAUGAGGAGCAGGGAGAUGGAUCGAGGCAUCAGCCUGGAGAACCCCUAUGCCAGUGUCAACAUUCCACGGGAACAGUUCCAGCAAAGCUUUAUCACUCGUUACCUGAAGGAUGAGCCCACCAUCAUUGCCAACCCUGCAGCAGUGCCCACCUAUGGCAUGGAGGAGAAGGCAGACUCUGCUAAUGGCUGGAACAGCCCAACCAUCUCCACAGAUAAGUCCUGGUCCCGUCCCUACAACCCCUAUGCCAGCCUGAAGAUGCCCAAUGGUGAAUCGUCUGCCUCCUUCUACACCGUCACCCUGGAGGAGCCCCCCAGGGCUCAGGAGCAGGGGGCUGGCAGGCGAUGUGGCUGCUGCAGGUGGUGCCCCUGCUGCCCAAAGUGCUGCUGUGUCGUCUCCUAAGGGCCUUCCCUGCACCCGUGGGUCAUGCUGACCAUGGGAGGAGGCCUGGUGAUCCCACGGGGACAAGGCUGCUGGCCUGGGCACCCCAGGGAGCUGCCCCUGGCACCUGGCAGAGCUGGCAGCUGGGACCUGGCACUGGUUGGACUCUGACAUUGCUUUUCACCUGUGAGCUCUUCAGCCAGAUAAUCUGGUGAUGGGCACCUGCCAGGUCCUGAGAGCCCAGUGUGGGGCCCAGGAGCCCUGGGGAUGAUGUGUGCCAGGGCAGACACCACCAAGAAGUGCCUGUACUGGGGACGGGGCAGAACUUUGAGCCUGUAAUCCUGUACGCUGCCCCUGCCAGUCUCCCCAGGCUGGGAAAUCUCCACCUCUGGGAAGGUGCAGGCACUGCCUGCAUGCCAAUGGAUAGGUUUGGAUAAUGGCAGUCCUGUGUGCAUGGCAGAGGAGGACAUCAUGACUACCUUGGAGCAGUGGAAAGAAGCCAGGGACAUGCCUCCAGCUGCUAUGGGGACCCACCUCCCCGGAACUGAGUCAUUCUCCGAACACCCAGAAUCAUGGGGAUGCUACAGCGCCCUGUGCCAAGCUACAGCUCCAGCUUCAGCUGGGUCCUGCUCCUCCUCAUCACACUACCCCGGGACAGAGGGAAGGAGGCAGGAAAGACAGGCAGCCAAAGCAUGGCAGAGUGCCAGGCCAUGCCCCAGGGCAGCACCGGGUAGCACAGCAUGGAUGGGAGCAUUAACAUCCCAGUGCUGGGAAACCCCCAGCCCCAUUCGGUUCCUCCUGCCAGGGUUAAGGGCACUGGACACAACUGCCCACACCAUCUCCAUCCCAGAGCACUGGGACUGGCUCCAGUGCAGAGGGCUAGCCCAGAUCCAGCAGCAGGGUG